AUGGGAUCCACCCCGGCCCCUAGAAAUGACCAAGAGGCCCAAGAUGAGAUACAGAUUCAUCCUCUCCACCUGAUGCCCUUUGAUUCUCUUCCCAACAAACGACAAGUAUGGCCCUAUGCGCCAGGGUCGCACGAGGAAGGACUAGGUCGCCUUAUCUUGUUAACGGCCGAUGUUGUAUCCGCGGCCGCAGCCUCGUGCAUCCGCACCGGCCGACGGGUCAGUGUGGGCUGGGAGCUGACGAAGUUGGAGAUUGCGAACUUCAACCGGGAGCCUUGCCAACACCGCAUGGUGUCGCUGUUGGGUGGUGUAGCCUUCGACGACAUCUAUACUUUUAACCCGCAGCAGAGCUCGCAGUGGGAUGGACUUCGGCAUUUCUCCCAGCCGGAUCCGUCACCGGAAGAUCCGGACCGACGAGUCUUCUACGGCGGGGUGGUAAAGGACGAGAUCACGACGCCCGGAACCGACAGGAUCGGCAUCCAGGCCUGGGCGAAGCAAGGAAUCUGCGGUCGUGGUGUGUUGCUCGAUUACGUCGCUUACGCGGAGCGGAAGGGGAUCGAAUACUCAGCAUUCAGCGAGCAUUAUAUCCCGCUGAGCGUCCUACUGGAGAUUGCCCGCGAGGCCAAUGUGACAUUCCAACGAGGAGACAUCCUAUUCGUACGGGUCGGAGUCACGAAGGAAUGGGACACGAAGAUGACGGCGGAAGACAAGAAUGCCUAUGCCACGACGUCCCGGCCCUUACAUGCUGGCGUGGAGGGCACCGAAGACAUGCUGCGUUGGCUUUGGGACACGGGUUUCGCAGCCGUCGCGAGCGACGCCAUCUCAUUCGAAGUUUACCCGGCGCACCAAUCAUAUCCCGCUCCCGAUGGCCAAAGCGAGAUCCCCGGGGUCUUCCUGCACGAGUACCUUCUGGCGGGUUGGGGUAUGCCCAUCGGUGAGCUGUUUGACCUUGAGGGUCUCAGCGAAUUGUGUCAGCGUGAGAACCGCUGGGAGUUCUUCGUUGCGAGUGCACCGUUCAACAUGCCUGGCGGAGUCAGCAGUCCUCCGAAUUGUGUUUGCAUCUUUUGA
This is a messenger RNA of Rhinocladiella mackenziei CBS 650.93, 1065 nucleotides long. RefSeq lists its product as uncharacterized. The transcript has a single exon. Gene Ontology annotation, molecular function: arylformamidase activity. The coding region runs from base 1 to 1065 and encodes 354 amino acids. NCBI's taxonomy places the organism in Eukaryota, Fungi, Ascomycota, Eurotiomycetes, Chaetothyriales, Herpotrichiellaceae. The record is from RefSeq and is a predicted model, not a curated record.